AUGCAACUUCCUCUUGGAAAAGAGGGAAAAAUUAAUUCUGUAUGCAAUCAUGAGCCCAACCUACUUAUGAGCAAUAUAAAGACCCCGAGGACGAAUUCUCAGCACUCUUCAAUAAAAUUUCUUGAUUAUUCAUGUAUAUUUAUUCAUUACUAUGCAAUACUGCAUGAAAUUCGGGAAAAAACACCAAGUUCCAGGGGAAGAUGGCUUACAAAAUGCACUGCUUACCAUGAAAUUAAGAUUUCUGAGGAGAACCAAGUCAUAUCUCCGGCAAAUUUAUUGACGGAUUCACUGAUUGCAAUUGCAAUUACAAGUUUAUUAGAACAAUUCUCGAAAAACUUGGAGGGCUUUGUUCUCUAUGGCAGAUUUAAAUGCUUUCAUUCCGAUUUAAAUGAUUUCAUGUUAGAUUUAAAUGAUUUGGACGUCAGUCUGACUUGCGAAAGAAAACUGAAUUUUGUAACAACUCAAGAUAUACGAUCUAAUAGAUGUGCAAAGCAAACUCAGAGGUUGCUUCGUUUUUCAGUUCACUCACAGAACGAUGAAAGUCGAAAAACAUUGAGGGAAUAG
This is a messenger RNA of Loa loa (African eye worm), 564 nucleotides long. RefSeq lists its product as hypothetical. The record is from RefSeq and is a predicted model, not a curated record. The coding region runs from base 1 to 564 and encodes 187 amino acids. Lineage: Eukaryota; Metazoa; Nematoda; Chromadorea; Rhabditida; Onchocercidae. The transcript has 5 exons.